Messenger RNA from Oreochromis aureus, 9979 nucleotides. RefSeq names its product ciliogenesis and planar polarity effector 1 (gene cplane1). The record is from RefSeq and is a predicted model, not a curated record. The transcript has 50 exons. Bases 139 to 9804 code for a protein of 3221 amino acids. Gene Ontology annotation, cellular component: ciliary transition zone. Gene Ontology annotation, molecular function: protein binding. NCBI's taxonomy places the organism in Eukaryota, Metazoa, Chordata, Actinopteri, Cichliformes, Cichlidae. Gene Ontology annotation, biological process: cilium assembly.
CCCGGAGGAUCAUGGGAAGCAUUUCUGGCUACUGAAGCGGAGGGAGUUUCGAAAUAUUUCGUGAUUAUAUACGGUAUAUAUUCCAAAUAGUUUCCUGAAUGCACAGUCACAAGGAAGCACUGAUGCUGUCUUUCAAACAUGGAGCUGAAGUUGGAAGUUGUUCUGUCAUCCAGCAUCAAACGGAAGAAACCAUGGCCGCGCUUCUGCUGGCUCGGGCAGGAAAAGGAAUCUGUGUUUCUGUUGGAUGACAAGAGGAUCAGUGAAAUUAACAUGGUGUCUGGUCGUACCAAGAAGAGAACUCCUAAACUCCAUCCUUUGCUCAACAAUGUUGUGACAAUGGCUUCAUCGCAAAACGGUAUGUGGCUUUGUGGUCUUUUGGUCUCUGGAGAAGUGUUUCUGUGGAACCGGGAUAAAGAUUUGUUGAAGACUGCUGCAGGAGUCCCAGAAGUAGUUCAGAUAAUUACUUCUUUUCAGGGAAAUUCCACAAGGCUGUCCCUCCAGGUUUCCUGUGAUGGGACACGUGUGCUACUGGUGGCCAUAACUGGGCAAGUUUUCCUGUGGGAAUGUAUAGAUGUGAAGGAUUUGACAGGAUUGCGAGAUGGUCCGGUCAAAGGACACUGGGCUCUGAUAAAGUCCCUAGAAGACACCAUCCUGCCUUCUUCCCAAGACAAAGAAGCAUCCCAGCACACAAUUUUUGUCAAGACAGAGGUUAUGGGUGAUAGCUGCUUAUCAGCCUUUGUUUUCACAUCUGGGGAGAAGCUUGUUAUCACUUGCCUUAAAAUUGAAUGGAAAGAAGGUCACGUGAAAUCAGGUUCUGUGGGAUACAGGAUACAGUGGGCCACUAAGACGUAUCCCAUGUCUCGUCUCACUCCACCCUGCCAACCAGUGAAGUCCAGAGGGGCUUUGGUGCCAGCCUUCUCACCAGAUGGCCGAAUGUUAGCCAUUGUUCUGAACCAGAGGAAACCUAAGGCUACACAGGUCCUCUUUGUGAGCAUGCAGAAUUUUGUCUCGAUAUCAAGUGGCCUCGGAGGAUGUGGAAGUAAGAAAAUGGAGAUCCCCUCCAAAUACAUAAGGUCCUAUUGGGUGGGCAAUGUCAGUUGGUCCCCUGGAGGCCUUUUCUUCGCCUGUGUUUUGAAGCGAGGCUCCCUUCUUAUGCUGCCUCGCCUUGGGGGUCUGCUCACUUUAACAAGCUCUGGUUGCAAUGUCGACUUUGGGCCUGCACACUUCCUACCCCUGCACCCUCUUGUCACUUACCGUCCACCCAUGUCUACAAAGAAUGGGGAAGCCUCUUUGUCCAGCUCCAGUUUGUCUGUGCGGGACGUGAUGAGACAGCGGUAUUCUGUGACCUGGCAUCCACGACUGUUGUAUCUCAUUGUGUCUGAUGGUUACAUGGCCACAGUGAUGAGGGUGUUAGACAGGCCUUCUCCUGCCCUGUUACUAAAAACACUUCUGAAGGACACAAGAAAAGAUCUUGAGAAGACCAGCCGAAUGCUGGAUGAAUCACAGAGUCAUGUAAAGGCAUGGUUGGACUCGGUAUCCUGCUUGAAUCUGGACCUCAGCCUGGAUGUAUUCAGUCCCACUAGUACAUGUCGACCCAAGACCACAGGCUCUUUCAUUUCAGCAGCCACAAAUGGAUCCACUUUGCCUCAAUUUCUGCUGGACCAGCAGACACUGGGUGUCACAAAGGAGCUUCUUGAAAACAUACAAGCUGUCUUUGAAGAUGACUCUGAUCUAGAUGGACUUCCUGCCGGUUCUCAUGUGGAGGAUGGUGGUCGUUUGGAGUUUGCAUCAAUGUUUGACACGAUCCAUGCCCUAGAGACACACACUGACACCGCAUUUGUUACUGGCCAAGAUUAUGAAACUGACUCUGUUGAAAUGGAGAGAGAGACUCUUCUUCACCGUGAACUUGGGAAGAUCCAGAGUAGACUGUUGACUGCGUGGGCCUUUGGCAUCUCUCUUGGAAAUGCAGUGGAACACAGAGCUCCUCUGCUGAGGCGCACCCUCCACUUUGUGGUUCGAUUUGCUGCUUUACUCCAUUUGGUACCCAACUCUGUCAUCCAUACAGGAAGAAUGAAUACCUCGCCAUUUACUUGCCUCUCACAGCUCAUCAAGACCCUUUUUUCUUUCCUUUCCUGGGAUACUGUUCACUCAGAUGGGCCCAACUGCUUAGGGCUGAUGGUGGAGUUCACGAAACAGAUAAUAUGCCUUAUUCUAAACCCUCAUCCUGACUCCAAACACAUGAGCCAAUGCCUUGUAUCAUCUGAAAGUCUAUCCAGAGUCAUGCUUAUAUUGCAGCUUAUCUCUGAUUCUCUUGACCACACUUACUGCUUGCAACAAGAAUCUGACUGGCCCUCUAUCGAGAAGGAAUCUGCUUCACAUCCACCGCAGCUCUCGCCUUCAGAUAUAUAUCAUGUGCCUCAGUUACAGGAUGAGAAAGAGGAGAAAUCAAUUUUUGUACCUCAAGCUCAACCUGUUCCUCAGCGACCGUCCAGCAGAUUGUUGGGAGUGUGGCAGCUGGUGUACAGGGUCACCCAGCAGUAUAAAGAGGAACUAAAAAGAUUUAAAGGCUGUGAUGGCUGGGACGAGGAAGAUCAGCAUUUGUCUGUCAUCAUGUCCCAGAUUCAGACAGCACUGCAGGAUAUUGGAGAAAGACUAGAAGAGGGCCCCGCACUGCUGAGUUAUCCAGGUGAACAUCUUUUCCUGUGUGGCUUAUACCCACAAAGUGCAGAUGUGUGGCGGUUACAGAUUUGUCAAGAGAGUGAAAAAAGUUGUGAUCGUAGUGUCUUUCAGCAGACACGGCUUUGUCUGGCUCUCCUGUAUAGUCUGCUAUCACAGUACCAGCUAAAAGAAGCCCAGCAGCUGGGGGACCACAUGUCUCAACUGAUACUGUACAGGGCUCGACAGGAGAAGGACAGCGUGACCUCCAAAACCUCAUCUUUGAUAGAUUCUCUUCCUUGCCCAUGGCUCCCGAUGGACCUUCACAGUGACGCUGCCUUUGCGGUGGUUCAGACACUGGGGAGAUUCAUGGCCUCUUACUUCACCAACCAGCUGCUCUUCAUCCUGCCCCCUCACAAUGUUGUAGUUCUGCCUCCACUACAUCUACCUCAUGCCCCUAGUGUUGAGCGUGUGGUGUCGUUGUGCCAAGAGGAGGUGGCUCGCGCAGUUCGACAGCAGCAUCUUUCAGAAGUAUGGACAGUGGACUAUGCUCAGGACCUGCUCCUCAUAGGGGGUCUACUUCCUGAGUCUGUUUGGUUGGCUUAUCAUCUGGGGGACUGGAAAACAGCAGUGUCUCUGAGCCUGGCGUACACCAGUUACUGCACCAACCAUUUUGACUUCACUCGGCUCAGGAGGAGAGAGCUCCACCUACCAGCAGUUUUAGAACCAGAAAGCAUUUUUCAGGCAGAGUUGGAGUCUUUUCUGGGCAACAAGACUGCCUCCCAAGACUGCAUUGAUAAAGAUGCAGACAAGAGCUUAUCAGAUCCUUUGGAAGGAGAAGAUUGGGACUUGUUACAGAUCUCCAUACAGGAGAUUCUGAAAGCUUCAGUCAUUGCAGGACUGAAUGUUUUAUCUUCACCCUUGUCUACCUUGCUGGACAAAGCCAAAGACCUGUGUUCUUCCCUACCUACCUUGGUGCCCAUUGGACUGUAUCUUCCUUCCCCACCUCUCUACUGUCCACAGCCUUCUCCCAACACACAGGAUCAAAUCGGGACAGAGGGGCAGUUUGCAGAAAUCACAUGUCGACACAAAGUCUCUAUGGAUCUCCAAAGAUUAGUGUUGCUCCUAAGAUCUGGCCGGUGUUGCCGUCCUGCUGCUCAGUGGUACAUCAGCUCUCUGCGCCGUGCCAGACACCUGCUACACAAGAUCAAGAAGAAGUAUUCUUAUCGAUCCGCUGCUGAGGAGGAAAAGGCUUUCCCAGAUGGACUGAUGAAGUUCAUCACUCGUAGUAGUUUUUUCAGAAGGGGGCCGAAUAAUGAUGGUCACCUGGACUCUGACAGCAUUCAGACUAUUAUUGUUUUCAGGGAGCUGUGUGCUCUAUGCUGGAUGCUGCAUGUCAGAGACCAGCUCUCAAUAUGUUGCAGGAGGUAUCAGGCUGCCAGAGAGCAUGUUACAGAUGAAAAGUUUUCUGGAGAUUCUGAAGUGAAUUCCGCCUGUGUUGAUGCUCUCCUUUGGGCCUGUCGACUUCUGCCUUUCUCACGCUUCCUCAGUGCUGAUGAAAUUCUUCAAGACAUACUGCUCAGCCUCAUGUCUGAACUACCUCCUGUGUCUCUGGUUGCAGACACACUUGUAAAAGCCUUCCCAGAGGAGAAAGAGUCUGUCAGAGUCCCUUUGAGAGAAAAGUAUAACUCGCUGUUGGAGAGGCUGAGGCAGUGCAAUGUGCUUGAUGGGGAAAAAGAAGAAGGCAACGAGCUCAUGGUGAUUCUCAUUCAAGACAAACACAGGCAAAGGAGGAAACAUCUGGCACGACUAGAAAGGCACUUGGCUCCCCCUGUGCUAAAUCUGUGGGAGAAAGAAGAAGCAGAGGAGGAUGAUCGGGAACAUGGGAUGUCCAUGUUAGGGCAGCUGUCACUGGGUACAAGUCUGAGUACCAGCACCAUAACUGACUGUGGGUUCCCAUCAGUGCGAAGUGAUGGAGACACAGCAGAUGAUACAUCUGGGGCAGUCUCUCCUGAACAGUAUUCUAGAGCCAUGACCAGAGUCAAAAGAAAGGAGAAAGAAAGAGAAAAUGAGAAGAAGACUGCUGUUAAGAUUGAAAGCGUAAUUCAAGAGGAGAGUCACCAAGGCAGUGCCAAGGAAAUAAAGGAGCCCUCCCCACCAGUGGUUGGGACCUGGGAGUUUGAGCUGGAGGAUGAGGAGUACUUGAGUUUCCUGGAGCUCUUCCUCAGCUACGUGCUAGAGAAGGAUAGUACCGAUGGUGGGGACUCGAGCAUUGAACUUCCUUUGUUUAAGGCCUACUGCUCUGAGCUGAGGAAGAAGGAGUUGCAUUCUCUCACCUUUGACGUGCUCACCACCAUACAUCGUCGUCAAAGAGAUGGGCUCAAUCCAGCAAGAAAACACCCAGGCCAUGAUCCACCUGUAUUCAGAGCUGGUUAUUGCUACAGACCUGUAAAACGUGGCACAACACCUGAACUGCAAACUUCCUCUGUCUGGAAUGAAAUCCCCAUAACCAGGUCUAACCUUUCUGUCAGUUCUCAUCCUGGACUGAGAAUAGGGGGGCAAAAAGGUUUGUUUGGCCUCCGACAGCAAAGCAGUGUGCCUUUAGACCAAAGAGUGAUGGGAGGGCUCUCUGGUAGUGAAAGUAGGCCUAAUCAAAGUGCCUUAACCACUGCACAGCCAUCAGAUAACAUAUUUAGUCCUUCAGUGUCUGUGGAAGCUGUAACUGAAUUGCAGCAGGGCUUGGAUACUAAAUUGGAAUCUAAGUUUCCAGAACUGGGCAGGCUGCUGGUGUGGAUGGUUCGCUGGGCUGACAAAAGGGUGCUAAUGGGGCAUCAUGGUAGAGUAAAGAAAGAUAAAGGAGGAAAAGUUGGACGAACAGCAGAUGAAGGUGUAGUGAUUCGCGUCAAAGCCUCAGCACCUGCCAUCCUUACUUCCCUCAGUUUGCUGGAGCGCAGGUACAAGGCUCAACUUGGGAUGGACUGCUUUAGCGCCCACUUCCGAGUCCCAGAAAUGGAAUGGAGAGUAGCCCCUGUGCUGCAGUCUGAGGUGGAAAGUAAACUAGAAAGAGAGAGCAGUGUUGACACAGGUUACCCCGGAUCAGCUAACACUCCUGUCACUGGUCUAGAUCACAUCCUACAGCAAGGAGAACUAUCCAUUGGUUCUCAUAUAGAUGAACCAGAAGAGCUGACAAGUCACCAGAGUCCUCCCCCUGCUGUCCAGAAUCAGCUGACUUUUGAUGCGCCACACAGACCGUCAAGUCCAAUACAGCCAUCUCUCGAUGACUUAGAUGUUACACCUGAAAAAGACUGCAAACACAGUGACAGUGAGGGCUUGGAUGUGUUGUCUUCUGGUCCCAGUGGAAAAAGCUGCACACCCGACACAAGUUUAAAGCUUGCAGACCUAGACUGCUCAGAAAAAGCUGACGAUAUGUCCAGUUCCACCUCUGUUCAUGCUGGAAGCGUACAAGAACCUCCACACCCAGAGCCUCCUGCUCCUUCCAUUAUACAGUCUGAGGCUACAGUCCAGGCAGAAACCACUGAUUCAGCUGGCAUGCCACCCCCCAAACCAUCUGUAGCUCCUUCAAACUUUCAUCCACAAAGCUCCACAGCUAGUGGAGCCACUGCAUAUUCUCCAAACUCCAAUCAGCCGUCAACCACCCACAUUCCACCAAUGAGAGAAAGUCUGGGUGAAGACUUACUCAGGCUGGUUCAGCAUAUCAACUACAUGAGUCUGAGAGAGGUUUUGGGAGUUACAUUUGCCAACCUACAACUUGCCCAGCAGAGUGCUUGUUUGACCCACCCAGACAUGAACUCCUCAGACCCUAAUGUGCCAUCAUCUUCUACUACCAGAUUCAUUCCUGAACCAAGCGCCUUACCCAAUCAAGCUACCGUCUCUGUGCCACAUCCAGUACAGGCAUAUUCAGGAUCCAAGAAUACCCAGUUCAUUCACACCCAUACACGCAGACCUCCAGACCAGCCUGCCAAGCAGCAGACACAGACAAAAGCUCUGCUGUCUAGUACAACCAGUGUAAAUUUUCAGGAAAUGCAGCCACUCUCCGUCCAGGCGGACUCGGCAGAUGUUCAGCUGUUUGAGAGCAGGAAGUUAAUCCCCUCCUCCGAGGGCCUUCUCGCCACCACAGACACUGUUCACAGCACUCCUGUGUUGCAGCCUUAUAAUGGUAGCAACCAAAAUGACUCUGUUCCACAGGUUUUGGGUCUGAAGUUACCCCAGCAGAAUGCCCCGCAGUGUUAUCCGGCCCAAAACCCCCAAGCAUUGCACACUUUAAAUCCUGCAACCUCAAAAUUUGAUCAGAAAAAGUUGCACAGUGACCAAACCACCUUAAAGAAAGCAGAUGGGUCUUCAGUUCCAAAAAGACAGCUGAAUUUUAAUCCUCCACACAAUCCUACUCCCAGAAACUCUCAAAAUCAGAUUUGGCCAUCAGAGCAGUCCAGAGGUCAAGAGUUCUCCCUACUCCCUCACGCUUUUCCAGCUCACACACCUGCAGCAAUGCAGGGCCUUCGCCUUCUGCACUUACAGUCUGUUUCUCAAAGCAACAUCAAAUUCCCCAGAUUGCCUUCUUCUCCCAGACAUCCUCCUUUGAUUGCAGCUCCAAUUAGAGAAGCACCUGCGAUCAAGCUUCUACAUAUUAACUCUGAACCAAAAAUGAAGUUGCCUUUGGCCACUGCUUCAACCCAUGUAACUCGUCUCUUUUCGAUGGAAGAUUUGACUAACUUAGUGAAGAGAAACCCAAAUGCUGAAGAGGCUCGGCUGCAGUUACUUAGAGUAGACCCAUCUGCUGAAACAACUAGAAGAGACCCCACUUCUUCCACCUCUAUCUCCAGCAAGAGGCUGAAGAGGAGAGAGGGGAAGGCGAGAAAAACAGAGGUCACAUUCAGACCAAAUGACUCUAUCAUUCCUACACAUGAGCCAGCUGGACUUCCUGUGAGUGAAGAGCCUGCAGCUGCCAAAGAGAUCAUCCCUGAACAGGAUAUUCCCAUUCUUCCUGAACCUUUUGACUCUUCACUGACUGGUCAGAGAUUAUUGGACAGAGUUAUGUCCACUUCAGCUGAGCUCCAUGCCUUUGCUUCCACAUGUAAACGGCCCCCAGAGUGCCAUGAUGCUUCCACCAACACAGAUGCAGGUUAUACUCCCAAGCUUGUGGAUAAAGCUGUAUCUGUCCAGGCUGGCAGCCCUAAAUCACAAAAUUCUGGGGAUUUCCGGGCGUGCACUGAAGUCACUAUUCAGAACACCAAGGAGCCAAGACAGGAGGAAGAGAAAGUUUUGGAGAUGGGCAGCCGCCAGUUCAUAAGUGUCUUAGAUCUAGAGGAAAGGAGGCACCAUAAGGAUCUUCCAUUCAUCCACCCUCCUUCACCUACAUCUGCUCAGCUUCAUGUUCUUGCAACCUCUGUUAUCAGGAGUGAUGAUGUCAGUGCCGAUCCGCAAGCAUCAGUCACAAUUCCAGAGCAUCUCCUGAAACCCACGACUCAACCAGAUAUUCCCGAGGAGUCCCCUUCAGUCAGCCACAUUGAGCCCAGCAGGGUUUUCGAGAGAAACACUCCAAACAACAGCGAGACGGUUGAUUUGUCUGACUCUGAGAUCCUUCAGGCUAUAAAGACCCAGAGCUCUGAACCACCCAGAGUCUCCUCUUCAUCUCCUAUAGUCUGGUUCUCCUCUUGCCUCUCAGAGCUGGAUUCCAAGUUGGCUGCUCUACAGAACAUUGCAGAUCAUUUGGAGAAGGACUUCUCAAACUCCAGGGUGCUGGUUAACACUAUUGAAAAGCACAAGCCAGAGAAGGCUCCUUUUGUGAAGACGACCACAGCAGUAAAGAAAGCUGUCAGACUCACUGUCCCUAAGAAAGCAUGGGCACCUGAUGUGGACAUUUUACCUGAACUGAGUGAAUCCCAAGAAGAUGAUGAAAAUCAAGAAGAGGAGUUUGUGUUUGAUUCCAGUCCUGAAAGAACACCUUCUUUUCAUUAUUCCACUUCUCCUCACGGUCACAGAGCUGGUCUUUCCCACCUAAACAGCCCACCAAGAAUGGAAGCUCAGUUAAAUGAAACAUUCAUGAUAUCUCAUGCAUCGCCAGAUGAGAGUCUGGGUCAGACUGAGCUAUCCGAUACAGCAGAAAUCUUAGACGAGUUGAUAAGAGAAGGCUAUUUAUCUCAGACUGACUUGGAUUUGUCCACCUCACAGACUCCACACCGUAGCAGCAGGCAGGACCAACUGCAGAGUAGCUCCAUGUCGCAGAAUCGUGCAGAGGAUGAGAGAAGAGAGCUGAGGAUGUGGAUGAGAAGAAGACAGAGGGAAAGACUGGCUGCUUAUCAAAAACACAGAGAGACCCUGAGAGAGAGGGAGCACAAACCUUUCUCUUCUUCAGCAGCAGUGUAUUCGGCAACCAAAAAUAGAGCAACCAGUUUGAGAAGCAGAGAGGAAAAAGAAAAGGCCCUGCUUCUUGAGCAGUACAACAAGGGGACCCGUGAGGCUUUUUCUUUGGUCAAUGACUUUCUCACCUCUCCUGCAUCCACAUUAAGCUUGUCACAGACUGAAGGACCUCAGGUGGCCUCCACCACACACUCUUCCUUUGCUCCUCCCUCAGGCAGCACUCACAGGGUUGACAGCAAUAUCAAUAAUAAAAGAAGUCUGAAACCCCAGUCAGGACAAACCCCAGCCAGCCGUCACCCACAAUUUGCUGAAGUGCAGGUACGGCCUUCUGACGAUUACCACAGGAGACUGGGACUACACCGACCAGUGACCUUUUUGCCAAAGGACCGCUUGUCUCAGGUGACCAAACGUGGUAUGCUCAAGAGCCCAAGUAAACUUCCUGCAGCGAGCCACAGUAAGGAACAGCAUGUCAGGUACCAGAGAAAGACGGAAGUGAACAGAAGUUCUUCAGAAGGAACUGCAGUAAGGAGAGGGAUCCUGAGGGAGCAGACAAGGCCGGAAGAGCGAGAAGAGAUGGACCGAUCAGGGUUCAAUAGGCUGCAGGAGGAGUUGCAGUAUAACAUAGCUUUGGCAGGGCUUUUGGAUGAGCAUGGUGAUGCUUCCAGAUCAGAGAUGGACUGGCUGGAUAAUCUCUCUGAGAGUGGAAGCAGCAACCUGAGCAAAAUAGACUGGGAAGCUAUUGAGAGGAUGGCGGCUGGAGAGGAAGUCUGAGUGUCUCUAGGAAAGCAAAAAUGGUGCCAUGUAGACACUUAAAUAGCUUAAAAUAUUGCUGGAAAAAUGAAAUGUGCUGCAUUUGUAUGUACCUAUUGCAUAUACUGUAAAUCCAAAGUGUUUUAAACUGUGAUUAAAAUAAUAAAUAAUAAUAAUAAUAAAACAAUAAAUUACA